Molecule: messenger RNA, 1392 nt
Organism: Trichomonas vaginalis G3
Lineage: Eukaryota; Parabasalia; Trichomonadida; Trichomonadidae
Exons: 1
Coding region: 1-1392 (463 amino acids)
Source: RefSeq, a predicted model, not a curated record
AUGAAUGGUAAGAUGGGCAAUGACAAGCAAUCUAUCAACUCCAGUGAUCAAUACUAUAAUGAUGAAAACGUUGCAGUAUACAAGCAGAAAUCAAAAAGUAAAAAGGGAAGAAAUAAAAAUAAAAGAAAAUCACAAAAUCAAAAUCAACCUGUAGAAAACAAACCAACCAAAAACGAUAAACUACCAGAUGAAAAUGAGUAUUCCGAUCUUUACUAUUCGGAUGAUCCUCCAUUUCGAGAUGUUAAGCAACAAGUAAUAGUAGAUAUAAUGCCACCAACAAAAUACAAAUCGAAAGACCCCAACUCUAAUCAAAAUUCUAUUAUUUCUAAUCAAAGUCAACAAAAUCAAAAUAACGAAGAUAUUCAAAUUCCAAAGAAAACAACAUCCUCACAAUAUGAUGCCAAACCAGAAAUUAAAAUACGUAAAAAGAACCAAAAACCUCAAAAUCAAUCUGAAAAAGAACUUCAAAAAGCAUAUAAUGAUUUAGUUGAGAAAAAUAAACCGCCACCACCAAUGUUCUACAUUCCCAUUCAACGUGAAUUACAAAGAAACUAUAUUAGGAGCUUAGAAAACGAAGAUUAUGAAGAAUCAGAAAAAAUUGAUUCUGCUUUAUGCACAACAUCCAGAGUAAUGGAAGAAGCCAUACUUACAGAAAGACAGAAUAGCGAGAUGCAAGAUUUCAAAGAACGUAAACAAAAUAUUAAUAAUCAAAUUUCAAAGAAACAAGCUGAAUGGAAGAACAUUUUUGAACAAUAUAAAGAAGAAACACAAGUUCAGCAUGACGAAUUAUUGAAAAGACAUCAAGAUGAAGAAGAUGAAUUUGCAUCUUUAUGGGGAAACCCAGAAAACCUUGCCUACUUUAAUAAACCUAGUGCAAAAUUGCUUCAGUUGCGAUCACGUCAAAAAUCACUUGCAAUUGCAAGGAAUUUUGCUGAAGCUAAAUCUGUUAAAGCAGAAGUAGAACAACUACAACAAAUCGAGAGCCAAGAAGCACAAAGAAGAGCUGUAGAUGCAAUGGUACUUGCACACCAAGCAAUGCAAGCAAGACACCAACGAGAAAUAGAUUGUUUCCUUGAAAAAAGCAAAAGAACAGAACAAUUUUUGAAAGAAGAAAUGAGAAAAGAUUUCCUACCUUUAGAAAUGCAAAUGAAGAAGCUCCAGAAUAACAUUAACAGCGGACGCUUAAUGAAUGGAAAGACAAAACCUAGAUCAAGAGAUAUUUCUGAAGCUUCAACUCCAAUUUCAAUAAAAGAUUCAGCAACUCAAAGGGCAAUGCAAAGGUAUAGAUAUAAAACAGAACCACUCAAGCUAGAUAUCAAUGGUAUCGACGUCAAAUCAUUGAUGAAACGUCCUCCAAGCUGUAUUAGAGUUACAAAGAAACAGAAGAAUUGA